This is a messenger RNA of Schistosoma mattheei, 879 nucleotides long. NCBI's taxonomy places the organism in Eukaryota, Metazoa, Platyhelminthes, Trematoda, Strigeidida, Schistosomatidae. The record is from the annotation of a GenBank genome assembly.
AUGACUCAAACAUUAGAUGUUGCAGAAAAUUCUUGGUAUUUAUUCAACAUUAAACAAGCUGGAUUUUAUCGUGUUCACUAUGCCGACAAUAACUGGGAACUAUUGACAGAACAGUUGUAUAAAGAUCACCGUGCUAUUCCACUUCAUUCACGAACACAAAUUUUGGAUGACUUAUUCAACUUAGCAAAUCGUGCUACUGUUUCAUACGACGUCUACUUAAAUCUGACAAAAUAUUUGAAAAAAGAAGAUCAGUAUGUUGUAUGGGAAACGACUCGACGAGCACUAUCUUAUUUAGACCGUAUGCUUGCCAUGGACGAGAGUUAUGGAGCUUUUCAAGCAUAUUUGCGUACGCUUGUAGAUGAUCCUCUUAAAUCAGUCGACUGGACAACAAUGAAAGAAGAUAAACAUCAUAUGAAGCAUAUGUUGCGCCUGACAUUAACUCGUCUAGCAUGUCAAGCUGAACAUCAUUCAUGCGUUAAAAUGGCUACAGAAUAUUACAGAAAUUGGAUGCUUAAUCCUUCACAAAAUUUGAUCCCACCAAGUUUGAGGCCAGCUGUUUAUUGCACAGCAAUUAGAAUCGGUGGACAAAAAGAAUGGGAGUUCCUAAAACAACGUUUAUUAGAAGUGGAUAUCAAAGAGGAUGAGAAAAAUAGUAUUUUACAAGCAUUGUCUUGUUCUCGUGAUAUGUGGAUAGUAAGACUACAUUUGGAAUGGGUCAUAAAAAAUAAUCAAAAGGAUCCUCAGGAUUUAUUGGAUGCACUUUCAUCUGUGGCAAUGUAUCCUAUCGGCCAGACACUUCUAUGGGAACAUAUUCGUGAAGCGUGGAGAUUUAUAAUGAAUGAAGGGAAAAACGCAACUCGCCCAACUGUUAAAGCGUAA